This is a messenger RNA of Caretta caretta (loggerhead turtle), 5979 nucleotides long. Lineage: Eukaryota; Metazoa; Chordata; Testudines; Cheloniidae. The record is from RefSeq and is a predicted model, not a curated record.
GUGCGUAUCAUGUUUGAGGUACAGGAUCUGAAAUAUGCUACUCUGGCCACAGUGUCAAGGUGCGGAAUGGUCUGGUUCAGUGAAGAUGUUCUAAGCACAGACAUGAUAUUCAAUAAUUUCUUGGCCAGACUACGAAGCAUCCCUCUGGAUGAAGAUGAAAAGGAAGCUCAGCGCAGGCGAAAGGGCAAAGAAGAUGAAGGUGAAGAAGCAGCUUCUCCAAUGUUGCAGAUUCAAAGAGAUGCAGCAACAAUUAUGCAGCCCUAUUUCACAUCUAAUGGACUAGUGACUAAAGCUCUUGAACAUGCUUUCAAGUUAGAGCAUAUCAUGGACCUCAUUCGUUUGCGCUGUCUUGGUUCAUUGUUCUCUAUGUUGCAUCAGGCUUGCCGCAAUGUAGCCCAGUACAAUGCAAACCAUCCCGAUUUCCCUAUGCAGAAAGAGCAACUGGAGCGUUAUAUCCAGAGAUACCUGGUCUAUGCAAUACUGUGGUCAUUCUCUGGAGACAGUGGACUGAAAAUGAGAGCAGAGCUGGGAGAAUACAUUAGGAGAAUCACCACUGUACCGUUGCCCACAGCACCCAACAUACCCAUAAUUGAUUAUGAGGUGUCAAUUACAGGUGAAUGGGUCCCAUGGCAGUCCAAGGUUCCUCAGAUUGAAGUUGAGACACACAAGGUUGCUGCUCUUGAUGUUGUAGUACCAACCCUAGAUACUGUCCGGCAUGAAGCUUUGCUGUAUACUUGGCUAGUGGAACACAAACCCCUAGUGCUCUGUGGCCCACCAGGUUCUGGAAAGACUAUGACCCUUUUCAGUGCUCUCAGAGCCCUCCCUGAUAUGGAGGUGGUUGGACUUAACUUCUCUAGUGCUACUACCCCUGAGCUACUUUUGAAAACUUUUGAUCAUUACUGUGAGUACAGGCGUACACCUAAUGGAGUGGUGCUGGCCCCCGUGCAGCUAGGAAAGUGGCUGGUGCUGUUCUGUGACGAAAUCAACUUGCCAGAUAUGGAUAAGUAUGGCACGCAGAGAGUCAUAUCCUUCAUUAGACAGAUGGUGGAACAUGGAGGCUUCUACCGUACAUCGGAUCAGACCUGGGUGAAAUUAGAGAGGGAUUAUAUCCCAGUGGAUCAGGAAGAGCUGAGAGACUAUGUAAAAGCCAGGCUGAAAGUGUUUUAUGAGGAAGAACUUGAUGUGCCACUAGUGCUGUUCAAUGAAGUUUUGGAUCAUGUGCUAAGAAUUGACCGAAUCUUCCGCCAGCCUCAGGGUCACUUGCUUCUCAUUGGAGUUAGUGGAGCAGGGAAAACUACUCUCUCACGAUUUGUGGCUUGGAUGAAUGGUUUAAGUGUUUACCAAAUAAAGGUUCAUAGAAAAUACACAGGUGAAGACUUUGAUGAAGAUCUGAGAACGGUCUUAAGACGCUCUGGCUGCAAGAAUGAGAAAAUAGCAUUUAUAAUGGAUGAGUCAAAUGUACUGGAUUCUGGAUUCCUGGAGAGAAUGAAUACUCUUCUGGCCAAUGGAGAGGUUCCUGGUCUCUUUGAAGGAGAUGAAUAUGCCACCCUUAUGACUCAAUGUAAAGAGGGAGCGCAGAAAGAAGGCUUAAUGCUAGAUUCCCAUGAAGAAUUGUACAAAUGGUUCACCAGUCAAGUUAUUCGCAAUCUCCAUGUUGUGUUCACCAUGAACCCAUCUUCUGAGGGCCUGAAGGACAGAGCAGCUACUUCUCCAGCUCUCUUCAACAGGUGUGUCUUGAACUGGUUUGGAGACUGGUCAACUGAAGCACUGUACCAAGUUGGCAAAGAGUUUACAAGCAAAAUGGAUCUUGAGAAGCCAAACUACAUUGUGCCAGACUAUAUGCCAGUUGUAUAUGACAAGUUACCACAACCGCCAUCACAUAGGGAAGCUAUUGUGAAUAGCUGUGUAUUUGUUCAUCAGACCCUUCAUCAGGCUAACGCUCGUCUAGCAAAACGGGGAGGCAGAACUAUGGCCAUCACACCACGUCACUACUUGGACUUCAUCAACCAUUAUGCUAACUUGUUCAAUGAGAAAAGGAGUGAGCUGGAGGAACAGCAGAUGCAUUUGAAUGUUGGUCUUCGAAAGAUCAAGGAAACUGUUGACCAGGUGGAAGAACUGCGUAGGGACUUGAGAAUAAAGAGCCAGGAGUUGGAAAAAAAGAAUGCUGCAGCUAAUGACAAGCUGAAAAAAAUGGUGAAGGAUCAGCAAGAAGCUGAGAAGAAAAAGGUUAUGAGCCAAGAUAUUCAGGAGCAGCUGCACAAACAGCAAGCAGUAAUUGCAGAUAAGCAAAUGAGUGUGAAGGAGGAUCUAGACAAAGUCGAGCCUGCUGUCAUUGAAGCUCAGAAUGCUGUAAAAUCAAUAAAGAAGCAGCAUCUGGUAGAGGUCCGUUCUAUGGCCAACCCACCUGCAGCAGUGAAGCUAGCCCUAGAAUCCAUCUGUCUACUAUUGGGUGAAAGUACAACUGACUGGAAACAGAUACGUUCCAUCAUUAUGAGGGAAAACUUCAUUCCAACUAUUGUAAACUUUUCUGCUGAGGAGAUCAGUGAUUCCAUCCGGGAAAAGAUGAAGAAGAAUUACAUGUCAAAUCCAAGUUACAAUUACGAAAUCGUAAACCGAGCAUCCUUAGCGUGUGGCCCAAUGGUAAAAUGGGCAAUUGCACAGCUGAAUUAUGCGGAUAUGUUGAAACGAGUAGAACCUCUCCGCAAUGAACUACAGAAACUGGAGGAUGAUGCCAAAGACAAUCAACAGAAAGCUAAUGAGGUAGAACAGAUGAUUCGUCAUCUCGAGGCCAGUAUUGCUCUCUACAAGGAAGAGUACGCAGUGCUGAUUUCAGAGGCUCAAGCAAUUAAGGCAGACCUGACUGCAGUUGAAGCAAAAGUAAACCGUAGCACAGCUCUCUUGAAAAGUCUGUCUGCCGAACGUGAAAGAUGGGAGAAGACAAGUGAAACCUUCAAGAACCAGAUGUCUGCUAUUGCAGGAGACUGUUUGCUUUCAGGGGCUUUUAUUGCUUAUGCUGGUUACUUUGACCAGCAGAUGCGACAGAACCUGUUCACUACAUGGUCCCAUCACUUGCAGCAAGCAAAUAUCCAGUUCCGUACAGACAUUGCAAGGACAGAAUACCUUUCCAAUGCAGAUGAGCGUCUUCACUGGCAAGCAAGUUCUCUACCUGCAGAUGACCUGUGCACAGAAAACGCUAUCAUGCUUAAGCAGUUUAAUAGGUAUCCACUGAUCAUUGAUCCUUCUGGACAAGCCACAGAGUUCAUUAUGAAUGAAUACAAGGACCAUAAGAUCACUCGUACUAGCUUUUUGGAUGAUGCUUUCAGAAAGAACUUGGAAAGUGCAUUGAGAUUUGGUAACCCUCUACUCGUCCAGGAUGUGGAGAGCUAUGACCCAGUUCUGAAUCCUGUGCUGAAUCGUGAAGUCCGGAGAACUGGAGGUCGAGUGCUUAUUACCCUGGGAGACCAAGAUAUUGACUUGUCACCAUCCUUUGUCAUCUUCCUCUCCACCAGAGAUCCAACCGUUGAGUUUCCCCCGGAUCUCUGCUCUCGGGUUACAUUUGUCAAUUUCACAGUAACUCGCAGUAGUUUACAGAGCCAGUGUCUGAAUGAGGUCCUGAAAGCUGAAAGACCAGAUGUUGAUGAAAAACGUUCUGACCUCCUUAAACUUCAAGGUGAAUUCCAGCUGCGUUUGCGGCAUUUAGAAAAAUCUCUGCUACAAGCUCUCAAUGAAGUGAAGGGACGUAUUUUAGAUGAUGACACAAUCAUAACUACUUUGGAGAACCUAAAGAAGGAAGCAGCAGAGGUCACCAGAAAAGUAGAAGAGACUGAUAUUGUCAUGCAAGAGGUGGAGACUGUAUCUCAGCAGUAUCUGCCACUUUCUACAGCAUGCAGUAGUAUCUACUUCACAAUGGAGUCACUGAAACAGAUACACUUCUUAUACCAGUAUUCUCUCCAAUUUUUCUUGGAUAUCUAUCAUAAUGUCUUGUACGAGAACCCAAAUUUGAAGGGAAUUACAGACCAUACCCAGCGUCUCUCAAUCAUCACAAAAGACCUCUUCCAGGUGGCUUUCAAUAGAGUAGCUCGUGGCAUGCUACAUCAGGAUCACAUAACCUUUGCUAUGCUGUUGGCCAGAAUUAAACUUAAAGGCACAAUUGGGGAGCCUACAUAUGAUGCAGAAUUCCAACAUUUCUUAAGAGGAAAAGAAAUUGUACUCAGCACAGCAUCUCUCCCAAAGAUCAGUGGACUUACAACUGAACAAAUGGAAGCUAUGAUGAGAUUGAGCUGCCUUCCUGAGUUUAAGGACCUGGUUUCUAAGGUUCAAGCUGAUGAGCAAUUCUGUAUCUGGUUGGAGAGCAGUUCACCAGAGCAGACUGUGCCAUACAUUUGGUCUGAAGAAAAACCUGCAACACCUAUUGGGCAGGCCAUUCAUCGUUUACUCUUGAUCCAGGCAUUCCGUCCAGAUCGUCUGCUGGCCAUGGCACUUGCCUUUGUUUCAGCAAAUCUUGGUGAAUCCUUUAUGUCUAUUAUGGAGAAGCCAUUAGAUCUGACACACAUUGUAGAUACUGAGGUGAAACCUAAUACUCCUGUACUGAUGUGUUCUGUACCUGGCUAUGAUGCCAGUGGCCAUGUUGAAGAUCUUGCAGCUGAACAAAACACACAGAUUAUCUCUAUUGCUAUAGGCUCUGCUGAAGGAUUUAAUCAAGCAGAUAAGGCAAUAAACACAGCAGUGAAAUCUGGCAGGUGGGUGAUGCUAAAGAAUGUCCAUCUGGCUCCUGGUUGGUUGAUGCAGUUAGAGAAGAAGCUGCAUUCCUUACAACCUCAUGCUUGCUUCCGACUUUUCCUUACAAUGGAGAUAAAUCCCAAGGUGCCGGUGAAUUUGCUACGUGCUGGUCGGAUCUUUGUGUUUGAACCUCCUCCUGGUGUAAAGGUGAACAUGCUGAGGACAUUCAGUAGUAUUCCUGUUUCUAGAAUAUGCAAGUCUCCAAACGAACGUGCUCGUUUAUAUUUCCUCCUUGCCUGGUUCCAUGCCAUCAUUCAAGAACGUUUGCGAUAUGCUCCCCUGGGCUGGUCCAAGAAAUAUGAAUUUGGUGAAUCUGAUCUGAGAUCUGCCUGUGACACAAUAGAUACAUGGCUGGAUGAUACAGCAAAGGGCCGCCAAAACAUUUCACCUGACAAGAUUCCAUGGUCUGCUCUGAAGACAUUGAUGGCACAGUCCAUUUAUGGAGGUCGCAUUGAUAAUGAAUUUGAUCAGCGUUUGCUAAACACUUUCCUGGAGCGUUUGUUUACCACUUUGAGCUUUGAUAGUGAAUUCAAACUGGCUUGCAAGGUUGAUGGACGUAAGGAUAUUCAAAUGCCAGAUGGAAUCAGAUGUGAAGAAUUUGUCCAAUGGGUUGAGUUGCUGCCAGACACACAAACCCCAUCCUGGCUUGGUUUACCAAACAAUGCAGAAAAAGUUCUUCUCACCACACAGGGUAUUGAUAUGAUCAGUAAAAUGCUGAAAAUGCAGAUGCUAGAGGAUGAGGAUGAUCUAGCUUAUGCAGAAACUGAGAAGAAGGCAAGAACAGAUUCAACUUCAGAUGGUCAUCCAUCCUGGAUGAAAACACUGCACACCACAGCCUCCAACUGGUUCCAUCUUAUCCCACAAACUCUAAAUCCUCUUAAACGAACAGUGGAAAAUAUUAAGGAUCCGUUGUUCCGAUUCUUUGAGAGAGAGGUGAAAAUGGGAGACAAAUUACUUCAAAAUGUCCAUCAGGAUCUUGCCGAUGUGCUUCAGGUUUGUGAAGGCAAGAAGAAACAGACCAACUACUUGCGUACACUUAUAAACGAAUUGGUGAAAGGUAUUGUGCCUCAUAGCUGGUCUCAUUACACUGUACCUGCUGGCAUGACUGUUAUUCAGUGGGUGUCUGACUUCAGUGAACGCAUUAAACAACUACAGAAUAUUUCCCAGGCGGCUGCUUCUGGUGGAGCAAAAGAACUAAAG